Messenger RNA from Onychostoma macrolepis, 3965 nucleotides. It is a transcript of the gene ldb1a, whose product is annotated as LIM domain binding 1a. The transcript has 12 exons. Gene Ontology annotation, molecular function: LIM domain binding. The record is from RefSeq and is a predicted model, not a curated record. The coding region runs from base 656 to 1900 and encodes 414 amino acids. Gene Ontology annotation, biological process: positive regulation of transcription by RNA polymerase II; negative regulation of transcription by RNA polymerase II; nervous system development. NCBI's taxonomy places the organism in Eukaryota, Metazoa, Chordata, Actinopteri, Cypriniformes, Cyprinidae. Gene Ontology annotation, cellular component: transcription regulator complex; nucleus.
UGCGCGCGUGGGAUUGAGAGUGUUUUCUCUGUGUCAGCAUAUUGAUUUUGAAUGACAGGUGACAUGUAAUAACAGCGGUGCGAUGAAAGCAGUGCCCUGUUCCCUAGAUACGCCGGAUGAGAGUCUGUGAAAUCAAGAGGUUGCUGAGUGCUCUCUCACUCCCCCCUCUCUGGAGUUGUCAGGCGGCUUUGACGGGGGACGUAAAGGACCAGUGGUGUGUGAGAUUCGAUAGUUAGAAGCACAGCCCACUGGAGGGAGAGGCUUUGAGAAGGGAGAGCGAGGGAGGCGUUGGAUCGAUCGCGGGACUGACACGGAGCGGGUGCCAUGUGGACAGGGACCUCUGUCUGUCCUUUGGGACUAAGAGAAAGCCAAUGAGUCUUUAAAACAGGGAGGGCUGAAGAUGUGAAUGUGCACUUAAGACAAAGAUGAAUGCUGAGCUUUUUAUACUUGCAAAGUGAAUAACUUCUACGCUGUAUUGUUUGGUGUGAGUGCUCAGCCGGUUUUAGAUACUGAUUCCUUGAAGAAAUUAGACACCUUAGCACACUCUAAGGAGGCUGUUUCUCCAAUGUCCCAGUACUCCAGAAGAAGCCCAUGCUAACAGUGCGUGGACUGAACAACACCAUUUCAUUAAGAGCAGUGCCAAACAUGUGAGAAGAUGUCUGUUGGAGGUUGUGCUUGCCCAGGCUGUUCGUCCAAGUCAUUCAAGCUGUACUCCCCAAAGGAGCCCCCCAACGGUAGUGCCUUCCCUCCAUUUCACCCAGGCGCAAUGCUGGAUAGAGAUGUGGGUCCGACACCGAUGUAUCCCCCAUCUUACAUGGAGCCUGGAAUAGGGAGGCACACACCGUAUGGAAAUCAAACAGACUACAGAAUAUUUGAGCUCAACAAAAGACUACAGAAUUGGACAGAGCAGGACUGUGACAAUUUGUGGUGGGAUGCAUUCACUACAGAGUUUUUCGAAGACGAUGCAAUGCUGACGAUCACUUUCUGUCUGGAAGAUGGGCCCAAACGAUAUACUAUUGGUAGGACGUUGAUCCCUCGGUACUUCAGGAGUAUUUUUGAGGGCGGAGCCACUGAACUCUUCUAUGUGCUGAAACAUCCCAAGGAGUCUUUCCACAAUAACUUUGUGUCCCUGGACUGCGAUCAGUGCACCAUGGUUACACAGAACGGCAAACCCAUGUUCACACAGGUGUGUGUGGAGGGCAGACUGUACCUCGAGUUUAUGUUUGAUGACAUGAUGCGUAUAAAGACGUGGCACUUCAGCAUCAGACAGCACAGAGAGGUCGUGCCGAGGAGCAUCCUGGCAAUGCAUGCCCAAGACCCCCAAAUGCUUGACCAGCUAUCAAAAAACAUCACAAGAUGUGGCUUAUCUAACUCUACGCUGAACUACCUCCGACUUUGUGUAAUCCUGGAGCCCAUGCAGGAGCUGAUGUCCAGACACAAGACGUACAGUCUCAGCCCACGAGACUGUCUCAAAACCUGUCUGUUUCAGAAAUGGCAGCGGAUGGUGGCACCACCAGCUGAGCCAGCAAGACAAGCCCCCAACAAGCGAAGGAAACGAAAAAUGUCCGGCGGCAGCACGAUGAGUUCCGGAGGGGGCAACAACAACAACAACAGCAACAGUAAAAAGAAAAGUCCAGCCAGCAGUUUUGCGCUCUCCAGCCAGGUACCUGAUGUGAUGAUGGUGGGAGAGCCCACUCUGAUGGGAGGGGAGUUCGGGGACGAGGAUGAGCGGCUCAUCACGCGGCUGGAGAACACACAGUUUGAUGCGGCCAAUGGCAUCGACGACGAGGACAGUUUCAACAGUUCCCCCGCCCUGGGCACCAACAGCCCCUGGAACAGCAAAGCUCCCUCCAGCCAGGAGAGCAAAAAUGACAACCCCACCUCACAGUCAUCGCAGUAGAAGUGUUAGGGGCUAGCGAAAGGCUCGAGGACCCCUCGCUCGCAAGACCCGGUCCUUGACUUCUGCCUUGAUGAGUCCGUAAUUGGCCAUGCGAGAAAUUGGCUCUCCUCAUCCUCCUCCUCCUCUUUUGCCGUCAGACAUUCCGUUUUGUUGAUUCUUUUGUUUCUUUGAGAGUCGUUUUCCAACACCGUCCGUUUCUGUCUCGAUCAGGCUUAGCGAUCAGGCUGUGGGUUAUUGUUCCAACCUCGGGUCUCUCUGUGCGUGCUGUGCUUUGACACGCAUGGCCGUUUCUGUUGUGCUCACUUGACAGGAAAGGAUCACUUUUUAUCUGACCGUUUAGUGAUAUGACCAUUGUGUGCACCUCAGAUUCAAACCCAAAGCUCCAUUUUUAAAAACUCAAUUAUUUGUUUUGUAGGACCUGGUUGGAACAAAAACCUGUACAGUUCCGGAGCUUGAGGACCGGAGUUGAGAACCACUACGUAAAGUCCUUUAAGUAAAACUAAAUAAAGUGUAAAGCAUCGAGGUUCUUGAGUUUGGUCAUGCCCGAAAUGGUCACUGAGAGCUUGCCUGACCAUUACGCCAGACUCAAAAGAAGUGUUUUCUUUCUUUUUUUUUUUCUUUUUUUUUAAUUGUUUGCAUUCUGUUUAGUUUCUUGUUCUUUUUUUAUUUUUUAUAACGAUUUCUAAAGUGAAAAAAUAAGCAAGCAAACAAAAACUCUAAAUAUCCUUUGCACUCUUGUCACUGUAUUUUGGAGCUAUUUUUCUUAAAAAAUGAUUAUGAUGAAUUUUGUUCUUAUUAAAACAAAAAUUGAUAAUCUUUAACUGGAAAACGCUGUCAAUCUCAAUGUAAAAUAACAAAUUUUGUAUUGUUACUGUUAUCAAUAUUAUUGUAAGUAGAAGCUACUUUGCUCUAAGCUUUACACCUAUCUGUCUUUCUGUUUCUGUUUUAAUCAUCUUUGAUAAUGAGAUUACAUGAUCAUAGCAUGUAUGUCUGGGAACUGCAUGUGUCAGACAUUAGCUAUCGCAGCUGUAACAGUCUCAUUGUUUGCAGGAUCUAAAUCCUACACUGUUAGUACAACGGCUGGUGGCACAUUUUGUCCAGAGACCGUAGCUAUAAACAUUUUGUUUCAUGGAGAUUUUAGCCUAUUGAAAAGAACAGGCCGAGCUCAAUGCCUGUCAUUCACACUGAUUAUUAGUUUGCUUUGAAAGUCUAGAGAAAACAUCAAAUUAGUAUGCCAGCCAUUGUUUUUUCUUACCCGAUGCUACAGACCAAGGAGCAAGAUCCUUUAAUCGACACAUUUAUAUAAUGUUUUUGUUUUUUUUCAUCAUUUUGUUUGUGUAUUUGUGAUUGUAUAUUUAAGAUUGUAGCCAAGUUCUGUAUAAGUGUAAUUCUAUUUACUCUUCUUAGGACCCCUGUGCCCUUCACCCCUUCAUAUGUCAAAAGUAAAGCUGAACCUCUCAUUUUUAAAUUGUUUCUAGAUGCAUUAAAGGUACAACUACCUUUUACACGAGAAGGUAGAUUAUAGUUUUUAAGUCAAUCUACAAUGUAUUUAUUUUUUUAAAGUCUUUGCCAUUGCAUUAUAUAUCGAGACGAUACAUGUUGCUGUGUAUUUGAUGUUGCCUUUGUACAUUAUUUCACUUUGUUUUUUUUUUCCUUAAGCUAAGAUGAUAUAUAAGUCAUUGAAUGAAUCCAUAAGAAUUCUUAAUCAAAUUUGCAUAAUUAAACACAAUCAGGUCAAUAAUCCCAAGAAGCCCCUUUGAGGUUAGUGUAUUAGGUUUUAAAAACACCAGAGGGCACUCCAUUGUUCCACUGAUUUAUAAAAUGGUCUAAGACUAAAUUACAGUUAAAUGUAACCAUUCUAAGGCAUACAAAUCCCAAAUUAUUUUUUCUUCAAUGUCAUUUGUGAAAUACAGUGUUUCCGGUUCAUUUCUCAAAUCGGCCAUAAAGCAGGGGUGCUCUUUUCUGUUUUCAGAGCACCUUUGUGGUUGUUUUACAGAGAUAUUUUUGCCUCGUGUCUGCCAUUGACAGUUGAUAUAUGGUACCAAUAAAACACAUUUUCACAAGC